GCUUCAGUGCAGACAGCACGGGCAGAGCAGACGCCUGUCUGGAUGGAGGGCAAACCGUCCACUUGAUUCGUAUCAGUACCCGCGGCUCGCUCCGUGAACGGCAUUUGUGAACGUAGUUAUUUGUAUGUUUUUUUUACGGAAAGAGGGGCAGUAGAGCGAGUGUUAUUCCAUCGUUGUAAUUAUGAUACCAUUAUGUUGCAUACACAGUCCGUGUGAUUUGCUAUGGUGAUACUACAAGCUACCACAAGCUAGCAAAGGGAUUGUUUUGGGAGAUACCGUUUUCAGUUACCCAUACGCUCACACAUGAAUUAGACGCUUUUUGUGAAUUUUCAUCAAGCUGGAACACAAAGGGGAAUGUCUAGCCAAGGAGUUAGGAGAAAUGGCCCAGUAAAGCUGCGGUUGACAGUCCUCUGUGCAAAGAACCUGGCAAAGAAAGACUUCUUCCGGUUGCCAGAUCCUUUUGCCAAAGUGGUGGUGGACGGCUCAGGACAAUGCCACUCUACAGAUACUGUGAGAAAUACGCUGGACCCAAAGUGGAAUCAACAUUAUGAUCUAUACAUCGGAAAGGCAGACUCAAUCACCAUCAGCGUAUGGAAUCACAAGAAAAUCCACAAAAAACAGGGCGCAGGUUUCCUGGGCUGUGUCCGGCUCCUGUCAAACGCCAUCAACAGACUCAAAGACACUGGCUAUCAGAGACUGGACCUGAAUAAGCUGGGCCCCAAUGACAACGAUACUGUAAGAGGACAAAUAGUCGUAAGUCUUCAGUCCAGAGAUCGUAUUGGUACAGAAAGGCCGGUGGUGGACUGCAGUCGCCUGUUCGACAAUGACUUACCCGAUGGCUGGGAAGAGAGACGGACAGCCUCUGGAAGGAUACAGUACCUGAACCACAUCACACGUACCACGCAGUGGGAGAGACCUACCAGGCCAGCGUCGGAGUACUCCAGCCCAUCAGGGCGUCCGCUAAGCUGCGUGGUGGAUGAGAACACGCCAGUGAUGACACCUGUUAAUGGGGCCGAGGCCAGCUGCCCGCCAGGCGAACAGCGGAUCCAGGAGAGACGGGUUCGAUCGCAGCGGCAUCGUAACUACAUGAGUCGAACUCACCUGCAUACACCGCCAGACCUGCCUGAGGGUUACGAGCAAAGAACAACUCAGCAGGGUCAAGUCUACUUCCUCCACACACAGACUGGAGUCAGCACCUGGCAUGACCCCCGGGUGCCCAGGGACCUAAGCAAUGUGAACUGUGAGGAGCUGGGCCCACUGCCACCAGGCUGGGAGAUCAGAAACACAGCCACAGGUCGCGUCUACUUUGUCGACCACAACAACCGAACAACACAGUUCACAGACCCGCGACUAUCUGCUAAUCUGCAUCUAGUACUCAACCCAAGUCCAAAUGGUUCCCGCGUGGCCAUGGACAGCCAAAACACUAACCUCAGUCAUCCGCCUCAGUUGAAGGACCAGGGUGGUCCAGGGGUCCCUCAGCAAGCUCUGUCCCCAGCCCAGCUGCCUGAAGAGGCAGAGUGCCUGACGGUGCCCAAAUACAAGAGAGACCUGGUGCAGAAGCUGAAGAUCCUGCGGCAGGAACUUUCUCAGCAACAACCCCAGGCGGGCCACUGCCGCAUCGAGGUGUGCCGUGAGGAGAUAUUUGAGGAGUCGUACCGGCAGGUGAUGAAGAUGCGUCCAAAGGAUCUCUGGAAAAGACUGAUGAUCAAAUUCAGAGGAGAAGAGGGGCUAGACUAUGGCGGGGUAGCAAGGGAAUGGUUAUACCUGUUGUCCCAUGAGAUGCUGAACCCGUACUAUGGCCUGUUCCAGUACUCCAGAGAUGACAUCUACACUCUACAGAUUAACCCCGACUCUGCUGUCAACCCGGAGCACCUGUCAUACUUCCACUUCGUGGGGCGUAUCAUGGGCAUGGCGGUGUUCCACGGCCACUACAUCGACGGAGGCUUCACUCUGCCCUUCUACAAACAGCUGCUGGGAAAACCAAUCACGCUGGACGAUAUGGAGUCUGUCGACCCCGACCUCCACAACAGCCUUGUCUGGAUCCUGGACAAUGACAUCACUGGCGUCCUGGACCACACUUUCUGCGUAGAGCACAACGCCUAUGGAGAAAUUAUCCAACAUGAGCUCAAACCUAACGGCAAGAGCGUCCCCGUCACAGAGGACACCAAGAAGGAGUAUGUCAGGUUGUAUGUGAACUGGCGUUUCCUGCAUGGCAUCGAGGCUCAGUUUCUGGCUCUGCAGAAAGGCUUCAAUGAGGUUAUUCCUCAACACCUGCUCAAAUCCUUUGAUGAAAAAGAACUGGAGCUGAUAGUGUGCGGCCUGGGAAAGAUCGACAUCUCUGACUGGAAGUCAAACACCCGUCUGAAGCACUGUACCCCUGACAGCAACAUCGUCAAGUGGUUUUGGAAAGCCGUGGAGUCGUUUGACGAGGAGAGGAGGGCCCGGCUACUGCAGUUUGUCACUGGCUCAUCCAGAGUCCCACUGCAAGGCUUCAAGGCUUUACAGGGCGCUGCGGGACCCAGACUCUUCACCAUUCAUCAGAUCGAUGCUAACACCAACAAUCUGCCCAAAGCCCAUACCUGCUUCAAUCGGAUUGACAUUCCGCCCUACGAGAGCUACGACAAGCUGUACGACAAGCUGCUGACUGCGAUCGAGGAGACCUGUGGCUUCGCAGUGGAAUGAGAGACACGUCGGAGAGUGUGUUUGUGUGUGAACAUGUGUAGCUGUGUGUGCAGGACUCAGAUAGACUAUUAGGUCACUGCGGCGUGCAGACAGGCUCACUCAGAGCCUGCUACGUGCGUCAUCGACCAGCCUGCAGUCUUCCUCCUCUCUCACCACUCUCCACACUCUUCCCUCAUCGAUGUCUGUUUGAAGAGCUGCUAAAGAGUCAUCCCUGUCAUUUAAUUUGUAUUCAUUUGUUUUUUGUUUUGUUAUGGUGUAGUUUGUGUGAAAUGCGGAGAGCAACUUAAGAACUGCUGCAUUUCUUUCAGCAGCUGCGAGUUGUUGUAAAGAGAGCAGUUUGUUUUUGACGGCUCCUUUUGCGUUCAGAAAAAGGAACCGUCUUCUUACUUUAGAUCUCAUCAAAUCAGGAAACAGUAUAUCAACUCACAGUGUAGUGUUUUCAAAAAUUGUCCCCCAGCAUUUGAGAGCAGUGAGUCGCCAUUUUGUUUUGCAAUUUAAACUGAUUGAAUGGAUCCUUGUCAUGCUACUGAAUCUCUAACACUGCAGGUAGCCAUAUCUUGCCCUUGGUAGCCAUCUAACCUCAACCAACACACCUUCCAGUCCUCAUGGCUGCAGAGUUUGUGUGCUUUGUUGUGUCGGAGCGCCGCAGAUUCAUCCUACCUCGGUGUAAUGCUUUGAUAUGUAAAUGGUUUCAUUCCAAAAUCAUAUGUAUUGAUGGAUAAUGUAAUUCAAAUGCAGAGUAGAAAAUCUUUCAUUGACAGUAAUGCUUUGUAGUAAGUCUGAUUUUCAUACCAUCAGUCAUGCUGUGACUGUAAACCAUAUGAUUUAAAUUGUUUAUAUAUAUCAUUUUGAAACGGAACUUAUGUACAGACUGACCUGGACGUGGGUGUGAUGUUUCGUGGCGUCUCUGAGUCGAGCUUGUGGUGUGUUAUUGAACGAUGAGGAAGACGGACUCUGGUGAAGAAGAAGAAGGUGUGAAUCUUUUUUUUUUUUUUUCCCCCUGCAAUCACCGCAGUGUGGCCACAGCUCCUGCAAAUGUGUGUCUGUUUGUUUCUGCAUGUGUACACAUUUGUAUGCAAGGAAGGUAGACGGUUUAUAGAUGAGCUUCCCAAUCGUCUUCACUAGCACAGCACCCUGUGUUUAAAGCUGCAGAGCUGAUUGAACCUCACGUUUUGAGCCUGGUUCGUCUUCCGUUUCUCACGUGUCUCCGGCAGUAUGCAUGUUUUUUUUUUUUUUGUUUUGUUUUUUUACUAUUAUUUUAUCCAACCCAGAUAACCCAGCACACUUCCUGUCAGAUCAUAUGUGAAAAGGGCACAACUGUCCACGGGACCAGGCUUGAUAAGAAGCUAUUCGAGGCAGGCGUCUAUUUUCGGUCACAUCCUUGGUUUUAAAAAGGCAGAAGUAUUUCUUUGUCUCUCUCUCGUCACUUUAGAGCACUUUACAAACUGAGCAGUGAUGGCAGAAGUGCUUUCUUCACGCUAGAUUAAAAAUAUAUCAUGUUUCAUUUGCUAUGCGACUUCAUUAGAAAUAUACAGAGUAUCUAUACACCUGUAAUUUUUGAGUAUAUAUGUACAAAUACAUAGCUAUUUUGUAUAUGGUUGCUUGUUCUUUCUGUUCAAUUUUAAAUGCAAGCAUGUUGGCGUCUGUCACAGACCUCUUUGCAUUCUCAGGUGAAGUUGUCCUUUGUUUAAUUUUUUUUAUUCUACAUUUAUUAGGCUAGUGUGUGAGGAGGGGUAAAACUGCUUGUAAUGGAAACAGGACUUCAGAGGCCUCUCUCUUUAAACCCAUGACAGAGUGUAACAGUCAGCAGGUUAUAUUACAGGUGAUAUUUUCUUUUGGUCAAUCACUUUCACUCAUGAACACACACAUACCUUCAUCAGAGGACAUGAACGGCCAUAUUUGCUGCUCUGGAGGUGCGUGUCACCGCUGAACACCAAACAGCACAGACAGCACAGACAGCGAUGUCACUUCAUAUGCACGGCAGCAGUGUGUUUGCAGCAUGGAUUUUUAUUAAAAGGACUGAAUGCUGACGAUGGCCCUCAAAUCCUCAGAGCUGCAGAUGUUGGAGGUUGCCUGCUGCUGAACUCCUGGGUGCUACACACGGUGAAAAUGUUGAACCAAAAUGAAAAGUCGCUGAAAAACCUGAGAGGCGGCAGAGUUAGGAGCGUCUCCAUCACCACAGCCUCCAUCCAAAGAAAACCCUCUUUGCAUGAAUGGACGCUCAAGAGAUAAAGCCUAUUUAUUUGCAUAAUUAUUACUCUUAGAUCAACUUGGAAAAAUCAGUUAAAUGUUCUUUUUUUAAUAUGUACUCUGCCUGCAUUUAUUUGUAACCAUGAACACUUUGUUAGCUGAUUCUCAGAGCUGAGUUUUCUAAUGGUCAUCACGAAACAAAACGCAGAAGCAAACAUGAAAUUGUUGUCUUUGUACAGUUAUAGAGAACUUAUUUGAUUUUACCUUUAACAACUUGACUCAGAGGCAGAAGAGAAAUGCAUUACACAAUUUUUUUUUUUUUUUGCACACAUUAUGCAUACUUGGGCUCCAAGUUAUAAUCAGACACUUCCUUCUAUUUACCAAAUAGUUAAUGGACUGAUCAAGUUUUUUUUUUAUGUAGAUAACAUAUAUAUACACACACACACACACACCCAUGUUCUUGAUAUGCACACAUGUAUGUUUGUCCAGUGCACACAGUCCACUUCUGCUCUUUGUUACUUUGUGUUGGCACCAAGUUUUCUGGCUGGUUCAGUCUUCAGUGCAAAGGUUGUGGGGGUCUGAGAGCUUCCAGAUGAGGGGACGUCACACUGUUCCCCAGUUAAACAGACAGAUUAUUCUGAUGUCUUCAACUUUUUUGCAGGUCAACAUUGACUUUUUCAAGCGUUGAACACCUGUGAUACAAAGAAAUGUGUGUCUGCUCUCAUUGAUCUGAUGUAUCUGAAUAUAUGAAGAGCCAAAAUGAUGAACUUUAACGCUGGUUUAAUCGGUCACAGACCAGAUGAAGCUGAACUCUCUCCCCACACUUUUAAGUACAAAUUUACAGAUUUAUUUGCAAAUUCAUGUGUGUGUGUGUCAGAGUGUGUGAGCGCGUAAAUGACUUUUGAUUGAAUUCAAUACAAAACAGAUUUUUUUUUUUUUUUUUACAACUGCACCAUGUUUUAUUUCUUUUGAUUUCCUAUCUGUUUUUGUAUUUAUUAUUACAGUAUAUGUGUUCAUAGUUUUUCACAUCAGCUGCUCUGUGAGCUUGUAACUGACACCUGUACAUAAGGACAAUAAAGAAGCAAAGUAAUACACUUCUUGUACCCUUGCAGAAAGCUGAGCAAUAAAACUAUGCUGUUUGGACCUCACAGCAUUAUGUUUUAUAGAA
Molecule: messenger RNA, 6040 nt
Organism: Epinephelus fuscoguttatus (brown-marbled grouper)
Lineage: Eukaryota; Metazoa; Chordata; Actinopteri; Perciformes; Serranidae
Product: E3 ubiquitin-protein ligase SMURF2-like
Exons: 20
Coding region: 355-2682 (775 amino acids)
Biological process (GO): ubiquitin-dependent protein catabolic process; negative regulation of BMP signaling pathway
Molecular function (GO): protein binding; ubiquitin protein ligase activity
Source: RefSeq, a predicted model, not a curated record